This is a messenger RNA of Oryctolagus cuniculus (rabbit), 4184 nucleotides long. It is a transcript of the gene TMEM217, whose product is annotated as transmembrane protein 217. The record is from RefSeq and is a predicted model, not a curated record. Lineage: Eukaryota; Metazoa; Chordata; Mammalia; Lagomorpha; Leporidae.
CGGGAAGGCGGAGCUUGAGCGAGCCGGGAGGCGGGGCAGAAAGUUCCUACCCACGAGAGGGAAGAAGCAGAGCUUGCUCCUGAGAAGCCAGCUCCCAUGCCAUGAAGAAAUUCAAGCACCAUUCAGAGAGACCGGGCAGGUGGAUGAGCAGCAGUGAAUAUGGCAACUAUGCUGCAGGAGGGUUCAGCACGAAGCCGCUGCGCUGGUGCGGGAUGACGGCCAAAAUGGGCACCGUGCUGUCGGGCGUCUUCACUAUCAUGGCCACCAAAAUGUACCUCAUCUUCGAAGAGAAGCACCUGGGGAACCACAACUGCUUGAAGACCGGCCCCCAGGACAGCGCAGACGACGCCAUCAACGAGUUCAUCAUCUGCCACAGCUGGAAGAUCGUCUUCUACCUGUCGGCCUUCACCAUCCUCGUCAGCGUCUUCCUGCUGUACUCCGUGUACAUCCAGCUCUACAGGGGCCUGAUGACCUACGUCAUCUGGAUCCUCUUCUACGAAACCGUCAACAUCAUCAUCCAAGUGCUCACCAACACCGACCUCAGCCCCACGGAGGUCAGAGUCUUGCGCUGGUUCGGCUUGGUGUCGCGCGCCUUCAUGCACUGCUUCUGGGUGUUCUACGUCAUCGCCUACGCGCACAUCAUCUACAAAACCCAGAGCCAGGGCAACAUCCUUUACUACAACAGACGCAUCUCCAUGGGGGGCGGAGAGGCCCCGCGCCGCAAGUCCAAGAUCAUCAGCUUCAUCCACCACUACAAGGACUAGCGCCGCCCGCCCGCCCGGAGGCCAGGCCGCCUCAGGCUCCGCGGGGCCCGCUCCGUGUUCUUCCCUUUGGUGGGGUGGGGGUGGGGGUGCUCGGUUUUGUGAGCCUCUUGCCACUCUGUCCGGGGAAUGCAGGCAGCAGCUGUGAGUAGGACCCUGCUCCCUGAGGGUGUUCCACUGGAGGACUCUGUCAGGGAGCUAGCCUGGCUCUUAGGUCAGUCCCGCCAAUUGCCUCAAGAGGAGGAGGGCGGGGGAGCAGGGUGCAGCCCCUUUGCUUCGCCAGCCUCCACACCACAGCCGUCUUACACGGAACCCUGACGGGGACAAAUCCAUCCCGUGGCUCAGAUUUCUGUUGAAUGAAGGCUCCGGCUGGUCUCGCGGUGGGUUUGUGCUGUGGUUUUCCCCCUAUGUCUUCUCUGCUACAUUCCAAAUAAGAGAAAGACUAAAAAAUAAAUCAUUUUCAAGCCUUUGUCUUGAGUUCUGCCCGUCUCAGAUGCGUCAGGAAGGACCCAAGGCAGUCAGUGAUUCAGGAGUAAUUCAGACUUCUCUGUGUGUCACCGUGCUGCACACUACAGGGGCACACAGAAAAUACAUAUGGAUGGAGGUGUGACCUUGAGGACUGUGAGGAGUCAGUAAGCCACCCACCCAAGACAGCGUUUGAGCACAUGGUGUCACAGCUCAACAGAACUGUCAGUGCACUUCCGGCUGGGGUGGGGGACUGUUGUACCUGAGCGAUGGCAAACAGAGGAGCACCACACACUGAUAAAAAUUUGAAGGUCUUUCAUUGCCAGAGGUGGAGAGUGGGCUCGUGCCCUAAAGAACUCUCGAGCCUGAAGCCCAAAGCAACAGGGUUUUUAAAGGCAAAAACCACAAAAUCGGGAGGGGAAUACAUGGUUGCUAGGAUCAGGGGGAAUACAUGGUUACCAGGGUCAAGCUGACCUAAAACCUAUGUGAAGCGAGUAUCAAUUAUAAUCUUGACAAUACCAGUUACAAUCUUAACAAUUUCAAUUGUAAUCUUACAUUAAUCCAGGUAUUGGCUUAAAUCAUAUGUAGGACAUAGACAAAUUACAUCUUUAUCAUUAGCCCAGGAGCAGCCUAUCCGCUCCAAGCUUGAGCAAUCAUGCUAGGGGGUUUCUAUGCUCUGCCAAGUGUGAUGGAGGUUGUCAGGUGUGAUGUAGUGGACUACUAUUGUCCGAGUGUUUUAGAUCAUGGUUCUAGACCAGAGUCUCAUGGUGGGGGGAAGGGGAGUGCUUUCUCAAGAUGGAGUCUCAGGUGCUCCAAAAUGGAGUCCCCACUGUCAAGGUGUUACUUCAGGACAAUGGGGGCAUCCUCUGUUUCCAACAUUAGACAUCAUGCUGGGUUUCUGUUUAACAGCUUUCUUGAGGUACAACUGGCAUACAACAGACACAUAUUUAAAGGGUAUAAUGGGACAAGCUUAUUAUUAUUUUUAAAGAUUUUAUUUAGUUAUUUGAGAGGUAAGUUACAGACAGUGAGAGGGAGAGACAGAGAGAAAGGUCUUCCAUCCGCUGGUUCACUCCCCAAAUGGCCGCAACGGCCGGAGCUACGCUGAUCCGAAGCCAGGAGCCAGGAGCCUCUUCUGCCAUCCUCUGCUGCUCUCCCAGGCCAUCAGCAGAGAGCUGGAUGGGAAGUGUAGCAGCUGGGACUCGCACUGGCACCCAGACGAGAUGCUGGCGCCACAGGUGGACACUUAGCCUACUAUGCCACAGCGCCAGCCCCCCUCACCCAGCUUCUCCUAGUGCAUCCCGGAAGACAGAAGACAACGGCUCAAAUCCUCGGGCCGCUGCCACCAGAUGUAGUUCCAGGAUCCUGGCUUUGGCCUGCCCUAACUCCGGUUUUUGUGAACAUUUGGCAAGUGAACCAACAGAUGGAACAUUUCUUUCUCUCUCUGCCUUUCAAAUAAAUAAAACUUAAAGAGAGAACAAAAAGAAAGAAAGAAAGAAAGAAAGAAAGAAAGAAAGAAAGAAAGAAAGAAAGAAAGAAAGAAAGAAAGAAAGAAAGGAAGAAAGAAAGAAAGAAAGAAAAGAUAUGCUUAGGACACCUGCAUAUUGUACGGAAGUGCCUGUGCCCAAGCUCCAGCUUUGCUCCCAUUUCCAGCAUCCUGCUAAUACGCACCCUGGAAAGUGGCCGUGAGGACUCGAGGAGGUGGGCUCUUGCCACCCAAGUGGGAGACCUGGACUGAGUCCCUGGCUCUGGUUUCAGCCUGGCCCUGUAUCAGCUGUUGCAGGCAUUCAGUGAGUGAACCAAUGGAUGGGAUCUCUCUCUCUCUCUCUCUCCCCUUUUACAUUUAUAAAAAUGUAAAUAAAUUUAAGUGUUUUUAAAAAAAGAAAAAAAGGAGGAAUCAAUCUUUCACCAUGGAGUGUGAGAUCAGCUGUGGACUUUGGAAAUAAAACCUUUGUUAGGGCUGGCGCCGCGGCUCACUGGGCUAAUCCUCCACCUGCGGUGCCAGCACUCCGGGUUCUAGUCCUGGUCGGGGUACCAGAUUCUGUCCCAGUUACUCUUCUUCCAAGUCCAGCUCUCUGCUGUGGCCCAGGAGUGCAGUGGAGGAUGGCCCAAGUGCUUGGACCCUGCACCCGCAUAGGAGACCAGGAGAAGCACCUGGCUCCUGGCUUUGGAUCAGGGCAGCACCGGUCAUAGCGGCCAUUUGGGGGGUGAACCAACGGAAGGAUGACCUUUCUGUCUCUCUCUCACUGUCUAACUCUGCCUGUCAAAAACAAACGAACAAACAAAAAACCUUUGUUAGGAAGUAACAAAUUCCCACCUCACUGAUUGCUUAAUCAUGAAAGGUGUUGAAUUUUGUCAAAUGCUUUUCCUGCAUCAAUUGAGGUGCUCACUUUUUCCCUUCAUUCUUGCAGUGGCCAGUGAUGCUUUUUAUAUCUUGUGCCAUCCUUGCAUUUCUAGAAAAAAUAAUACAUGUCACAGUGUAUAAUCUUUAGAGUUUUUAUAUUGCCCAUGUAUACUUAGUUUUUGGAAUAUAUAGAAUACAGUUAUUACUGAGUUAAUAUCCUUGUCUGCAAAUUUAGCAAUCUUGUCCAGGCCAGUGUUGGGGCACAGUGGUUUGGCCACUCCAUUCCACAUCAGAAUGCCCAUUUGAGUCCCUUCCCUGCCACUCUGCUUCUGAUCCAGCUUCCUGUGAAGGCACCUGAGAAGGCAGCAGAUGAAGGCUCCAGUACUCGGGCCCCUGCCACCCAUCCACACAUGUGGGAGAUCAAAAUAGAGCUCCUGGCUCCUGGCUUCCAUUUGGCCCAGUUCUAGCUGUUGUGGCCAUUUGGGUAGCAAACCAGCAGAUGGAAGCACUCUCUCUUUUUCUCCAGCUCUCCUUUUGUCUCUGUUACUCUGCCUUUCAAAUAAAUAAAUCUUAAAAAAAAAAAAAAAAAAAAAAAAAAAAAAAAAAAAAAACAACAA